This is a messenger RNA of Trypanosoma cruzi, 1185 nucleotides long. RefSeq lists its product as uncharacterized. The coding region runs from base 1 to 1185 and encodes 394 amino acids. The record is from RefSeq and is a predicted model, not a curated record. Lineage: Eukaryota; Euglenozoa; Kinetoplastea; Trypanosomatida; Trypanosomatidae. The transcript has a single exon.
AUGGCUGCCGUGGCGGCUGGCGGGGUUUGGCAAAAGGCCCUUGCCCAACUACAGGCGAGUUCAUGGAAUGUUGGCCGUGCGCCAACGGCACGUUGUUGGCUUGACUUUUUUCGUUUUUGCGCGACCCCUUUUUCCACAAAUACCGGGCAGAACCGGCCGUCUCUUUUGACGUCGUCUUUACCAACAUCGGUGCGCCUACUCAUAGCCGAAAGUAUCAUGGAUGUGGUAAGGUUGGCUCGCCUGCAGCAGCUCUUUUCCACAUCGCCUGGGGGUAUGUUUUGUGAAUUGCAGGACGGCGGGCGGCAAGGCAGCAGGGAAGAAACGGCAGCGUCUUUUUGGGCCGGUGGCGUUCCAGACGAUGUGAAUGGUGUUUUUCUCACCACCGAUGCUUCUCCCUCCAUGCCCUCGUCUGAGAUGGUGGAGGUUUUGUCGCAUUGGUGUGCUGCACAUGAGGCCCCGCACGAUGUUGCGCAGUUGUUGGGCUGGCUUCGGGAAGCGGUGGGGUUCCUUCGCUUCUUCACGCCUCAGUCCAUAUCGCAUCUUGAGGGAAGUGCACCACCACCACAACAACAACGGAGGCUGUACCUCACAUAUUCAGAGUUGCUUCGUGUCUUGCACCAUGGGCUCUUUACAUUCUCUCUACGUCCCCAGGCGAAUGGAGUGGAACAUGUGUCGGCAGAUGUCUCGGUUCACGAAGAAGUAGCAUUACUCGCAAUAUGGCUUCUGCAGAAAUUGAGGAAUGGCGAUGCGGAAGAUGGUCUUGUUGGCCCUUCCAACCCCCCGUCUUCCGUCCAUGUUGACUGCAACAGUAACAACAACAACAACAAGGAAAAAGCGCUUAAUAAGAUGGAGAAUAUGUUACAGGAGACACAGAUGCUCCUUGCCUCGCGUGGGGCGACGCAGGCAUGGUUGCUCCACCUUCCGGGGGUUCUUCGUGACUGCGGUGAAAAUACCAACGGUCUCAGCAGUGGGGUGGUAAAUGACACGGCGCGGCGUAUUAUUAAAAUGCAAAGACGUAGUCCUGUCUGUAGAAUUGCUAGCGAGCUUCUUUUGUUUACCUCCUCUUCCACGAGUUCUCCGAAUGUGUGUGUACCUUUUGUGGAUAGAUUUGCCCUGGAGAACGAGGCCGCGGUGUAUGCGAUGCAUGCGCAGCUUAGCUCCAUCGCAUUUGCUGGCAAGGCCUGA